AUGAGGAAUUUGAGAGGAUAUGUUACAAAUGUUCUGACUUUCUGGUCAUCUGACGAUGCCGACGACAUCCGAAACUUUAAUCUCAUUUUAUUAAGAUUCAAGGAAGGGACUUUUUUAAGGUGCUUUUGCGCAACCCUUAUCUUUCUCAUUUGUCGUCUUAACGUCUCUCUUGGUCCUGUAAGGAAUUUUCGCGAACUCUACAAUCUUUGUAUUUUCUUCGCCAGCAUUAUGGGACGAACACCCAAGUCGAAGAUUGCCUCAUUAUACCAUUUUUGGAAUGCACAACAGCAGGAACAGCAGCGGCAACAACCGCGUCAACAACAAAUUUCUGGAAACAAUCUCGGACUACAGCAUGAGGUGAUCACUUUGCAUGAUAGUCCUCUCGAACAUCUCAAUGCUGUCCCAUUAAAUGAUUCAGCUAGCCCUGAUACUCCCCGCAGAAAUGCUCCCUCUUGGGCCCCUCUUGCUCGUCAUUCGACGACGUCUGACCCGUCUCCCUCAUCGAAGUACCUCCCAGCAACAUUGCGACACAUUAGCCCAGCGAGCGAAGCUGAACUGGAAAGGUCCGGAUUUGACCCACUGGAAGGAUCGUCCAUACGAUACCCGGCAAAUGAGUACCUUCGCCAAUAUGAGGUAGACAUUGUUAAAUCAUGUGUCGCAGUUAACUCUGUCAUUUCUCUGCCGCUUGCCGUGUCAGCGGACCAUAUUUGCGCUGUCGUUAUCGCAAAUUUCCUUAGGUGGUUUCCACGAAGUCGUGCCGUAUUUUGUUGCAACUCAUUGGAUGCCGCACAGUUGUUCGAAGAACGUUUGUUGACUGUAGGCAUUGUAGCCGAGGAGAUUUCUAUUGUGGACACGUUUCAAACUUUCAAAAAAAUACCCACACAUAAAGUUGGACGUGUGAUUGUCACGACACCUCAGACUUUGGAGAAAAUUGUUGAGUCCGAUUCGACAGUUAUCGAAGAUAUUCGGUGCUUGAGCUUCUGUUUGGAGAGCUCUGAAAAUCUUCGAAUAACCAAGUACAAAAGUGUUGUUGGGACGUUAACGGUUAAAGGGAUACUUUUCCGUGUAAUAGUGGUGACUCCCUCUGUACCAUCAACGACCAGAAAACUAGGUCCAUUGAGAAAACGACAGCAACUGAUCACAUCACUUUUUAUAUCUCAAUGGAUCGAGCCCCCAGCAUCGGAUCUAUCAUUUAGAAAUGGUUCUGUCCCAUUAGGAAUCUCAGUCGGAUACUACAGAACUAUAGAGAUUCUGUCAGAUACGCGAUCUCUCAUCGAGAAAUGGCUGAAGAGGAGUAUCUUCUACUUGGAAAAACUGCAUGCCUUAAUACCAUUACCGUCUACACGGCCAGAACAUCUGUUUUCACUUGAAUGGGAUCAGAUAGCUACGUUGGCAGGCUCUUCUACAAGUGAAACCGUCCAGUUGGUUGUAAAUUGUAUGUUCUUGGUAGAGGCUGCGAGGAAUCUGAUCGUUAAUGGCCCACGUGUAUUCUAUUUGUAUUGUGUUGAUUUAUUUGGGAAAGCAGAGAAGGAUUUACGUGCUAGUAACAUUCAGCUAAUGAUACUUGGCGAUGCAGUUUUGUCGAAAAUCUACGAGAAAAUACAAACAAAGUACAGCUAUAACACAGGUUCGAUUUUCGAUAUUAGCUACAACAGCUUGUCUUUCACUUCUCAUCCAAAGUUCUCAAGGAUCAAAAAAGUUCUGGAGAAAUUUCCGAGCCCUUUAAGAUGUCUUAUUCUUUGCGAGAACGAGUUCGUAUCGCGUGUAGCGUGCGAAUCUCUGGGUGACAUACCGAGAAUUCGAAAUGGAAUCAUUCGAGUUCUACAACAUCCGGAACCACCGGCCGCUUUCCGGAAGUAUCACCGUCUGCCAACGCAGUGCACUGGGUUAUUCAGCCACGUUAAUAAUGAUGUCAUUUUGGUGCUAGGAAUGGAUAUUCCUGACGCUAAAAAUGUAAUCGACACUGCAUGCUCCAAUCAGCUUCACAUUGUGGUGUCACUGGACAGGAGGUAA
Molecule: messenger RNA, 2013 nt
Organism: Necator americanus (New World hookworm)
Lineage: Eukaryota; Metazoa; Nematoda; Chromadorea; Rhabditida; Ancylostomatidae
Exons: 19
Coding region: 1-2013 (670 amino acids)
Biological process (GO): interstrand cross-link repair; double-strand break repair via synthesis-dependent strand annealing
Molecular function (GO): 3'-5' DNA helicase activity; four-way junction helicase activity; four-way junction DNA binding
Source: RefSeq, a predicted model, not a curated record